This is a messenger RNA of Strongylus vulgaris, 761 nucleotides long. The record is from the annotation of a GenBank genome assembly. Lineage: Eukaryota; Metazoa; Nematoda; Chromadorea; Rhabditida; Strongylidae.
AUGCGAGCUGCAGUCCUUUGGUUUCUCAUAGGCGUGGCUACAGCUGCCAUCAGGCAACCACUGAACUGGCAAACAUCUCCAAGAAUUGAUAUGAUAAGACGUGGAGUAUACGAAGAUUAUCUGAGGAUGAUAAACGCUCUACGAGCGGCAACUCCGGGAAAGUUUCCAAAUAGGGCACUAGACUAUCAUGACUACGAAUACGUCUCAAAUAUCACUAUUGGGACACCACAACAACGUUUUGUAGUAGUUCCCGAUACUGGGUCCGCAGACCUAUGGGUACCUUACGUCAGAUGCGAUUCUACAUGCGAAGGAAAACGCAAAUUCUCUCCCAAAGAUUCAAGUACUUUCGUUAGCAGUAACACAAGAUGGUCCAUCCAUUACGGUUCAGGAGACGCAAAAGGUGUUGUGGGCAAAGAUGUAGUCAGGCUUGGAGGAGAGGAUGAAGCACAGCUUGUAAUCCCCAGCAGCGUAUUCGGCCUUGCCGAUCAUACCUCUCCAGCUUUCAAAACGGUGAUUUUUGAUUGGAAUAGGAACCCAAUGGAUGGCAUUCUUGGACUUGCGUUUCCGAGACUCUCAACAAUUAAGGGAGGUCCCCCUCUAAUUAACGCUAUCAAGCAAGGUCAGUAUGGAUUUUUUACUGCAAUUGCGCCAGGCUUCUUUGAAACAAGAGCUAUCUUACCACAUAAUAAGCCGCAGACUCCCUCUUCCCCUAUCACCAGUAAACAAAUCGAACAUUUGAGGACGCAGGAGGGAGAGUAGCU